Molecule: messenger RNA, 299 nt
Organism: Staurois parvus
Lineage: Eukaryota; Metazoa; Chordata; Amphibia; Anura; Ranidae
Source: the annotation of a GenBank genome assembly
AUGAGCGCUAAUGAGGCUGCAGUGAUGGGCACUGAAAUGCUGCACUGAUGGACACUGAUAGGUGGCACUGAUGGGCACUGCCACACACAGGGGUGGAAUGACAACUCAUGGGGCCCCUGGGCAAUAGGGGAUCAUGGGGCCCCUGUGUCCUUGCCCAAACUCUAAAAAAAGCCUAUGAAAAAGGUACCAGGGGCAUCUCAUGGGGCCCCCUACUGACCCCAGGCCCUCGGGCAGUGCCCGAGUUUCCAAAUGGUCAGUCCGCCCCUGCACCACACACCUGUCAAAUUAGGACCUGUGGC